CCACUGAGACAAAGAGCAUCUGCGUGUUUUCACAGACACAGGCACCCACCUCCCGCCCCCCGCCCCACCCUGACCACUCUCAUCCAUCCCAACGCACAGCAGCGCCGUUGUCAACACACCAACACGACACACCCCAACACAGCAUCGACACAUCAACAGCGGCAGCAACCAUGGCACCGAUCAGCGCUACCAUAGUUCCCUUAGUCACCCUGUUCGUGGGCUCCACCACCGCCUUCGUCACUCCAACCGGCCGCGGAGCCUCGUGGUCCCUCGCCAACCCUCAGCACGCCGUCAGGUCGUCAACCUACGCCGUAACGACUCGCCACGACGCUCGCCGCCGGUCGUCGGCAACGCCGGCCACGUCUUCUCUCCGCAUGGUGAGCGAGGUCGCAGAGCAGAAAGCGGCCAAGCUCCGAGAAACCGCGGCCGCCUUCCGCGCGGAAGCUGCCGAGCUCGAGGAGAAGCAGGCGCGGGAGAGACGAGAGAACGCGCAACGAUCCUUCAACACGUUUGACUCGAACAAGGACGGAUCCGUGGACGUCGCCGAGCUCAAGGCCGGGCUCGAGGGCCCGCUUCGUCGGAGCUUCACGAAGACGUUAUAGGCGCACAUGGGGCGGAAGCCGUCGAAAGAAGAGGUGGACGACCGCAUCGCCGGGCUCCCUGGAGGUACCCUGUUCCCCGACGAUCUCGCCCUCAAGCUCAUCCAGACCUACGACCAGAACGGGGACG
This is a messenger RNA of Ectocarpus sp. CCAP 1310/34, 729 nucleotides long. Lineage: Eukaryota; Phaeophyceae; Ectocarpales; Ectocarpaceae. The record is from the annotation of a GenBank genome assembly.